UUAACAGCGUGCCGGAAGCUUGAUUUUUGUUGUUUUGUACAGACCUACAUUAUAUCAUUAUAGCGUCUUAUUAUUUUUAGUUUAGGAAUAAAAGGUGCCACGUCGCACCACAUGAAUAGCUAACGUUGGGUAGCCAGCUAAACCUACUUGCCUGUGGUUGCACAUUGACGUCUCACCGUUCAUUUUUGUAUCCUAUACUACUAGAACUAGCCGCGACGUUGACAAGCCAGUUUACCAUGUCUCAAACGUAAAUCUAGGUAGCUAUUGCUGUUAACUCUAUCGUUGUUGCAGUGUUAUCUAUACUGUUUGCGUGGGGAAUUUAAAACAUAUAUGUAUCGUACUCGAUCAAGAAAGUGAAGUCAAAUUAAUUUUUAUUGUCCCUACUGUCAUUUUUGAGACCAGCGCGCUAACUCUGCAUGUAUAACUAUAUGGGGGCACAUAUUUGGUGGGGCAACACUAGGGGAGCAAACCCUUGUGUGUGAUUGGAAUAGGAAGUGCCACGUGCAGCUCCGCCCGCCCACGCUCUUGGAAUAUUACUCUUUGAACCAUUUCAUUUGUUCAUCUACUUUGACUUCUCUCCUAACCAGAUUUGCCAAAGACAAGACAGGAUGGCCCUGGGCAGCUUUGACAUCGACGCCCCCCGCUGGGACCAGUCCACCUUCAUGGGGCGGCUCAAGCACUUCUUCAACAUCACCGACUGGCGCACUGCCCUGCUGCCCGACGCCAAGCUGGACGAGGCCAAGGCCCUGGUCGACAGUUGCAGGGCGGGAACACUGCCCCCUGGCACCACCGAGGAGCAGCUGCACUACGCGAAGAAGCUGUACGACUCGGCCUUCCACCCCGACACGGGCGACCGCAUGAACCUCAUCGGCAGGAUGUCCUUCCAGGUGCCUGGUGGAAUGGCCAUCACCGGCUUCAUGCUGCAGUUCUACAGGACGGUUCCAGCUGUGGUGUUCUGGCAGUGGGUCAACCAGUCCUUCAACGCCCUGGUCAAUUACACCAACCGCAACGCUGCCUCUCCCAUCACCCCCAAACAAAUUGGGGUGGCAUAUGUAACAGCCACCAGCACUGCCCUGGCCACAGCUGUUGGACUGAACCUGUACACCAAGAAAGCGCCCCCUCUGGUGGCUCGAUGGGUUCCCUUUGCCGCUGUGGCUGCUGCCAACUGCGUCAACAUCCCCAUGAUGAGGCAGCAGGAGAUCCUCAGUGGCAUUGCUGUCACAGACGAGAACGGGAACAAGCUGGGGCACUCCCGGAGAGCAGCUGUGAAGGGCAUCACACAGGUGGUCAUCUCUCGCGUAACCAUGGCAGCCCCAGGCAUGAUCAUCCUGCCCAUUAUAAUGCAGAGACUGGAGAGAUACAAAUGGAUGCAGAGAAUAACAUUUCUCCAUGGACCAUUGCAAGUGAUGAUGGUGGGAGUCUUCCUCGUCUUCAUGGUGCCUGCUGCCUGCUCUCUAUUUCCCCAGAGAUGCUCGAUGGCCGUCGCUAAUCUGGAGCCUGAGCUAAGGAAUUCCAUCGUCUCCCAGUAUGGCGAAGGCAUCCGCUAUGUCUACUUCAACAAGGGUCUAUGAACUCCUCUCUUCAGGCUUCAAUACCUGGCAGGAUGUGUGGGAUAUGUCCCUUUUGUUACUGGAGCAAAUGGUAGCAGGGUCCUAUAAUGGGGCCAAUCAAAAUGGACGCGUAUUGGGGGAGGGGCUGUCACACAAAAGCUUCUGCUUUGAUUCAGCAUUGUCAGGGCACUGAAAAUACGUACAGGUAAAGGGGUUUUGGGAUACACCAAGCACACACUGAGAACAGUGCUGUUCAGGGCUGGUUAAAAAUGCUUGCUGUGUCCAGAAACCAAGAAUAUGGUUGUUAAUGAUUUUUGAAUCUUGUACGAAAGGUUUAAAAUGAAUUUAUAUCAGGAAUAUUAAAUUAGUCAACCAAGUACGUUUAGUUUUUUAGAGACCCUGGGUGCCUUUAAAAUUUUCUUGUUUUAUAAUGUAUGCUGCAUGUCUUUGUGCGUUACAGUUGUGAGGAAAGCCAUUAUAAGCUCAUCUAAUGCCACUUUUGUGUAGAAUCAGGAGUGGUUGAGCUGCUGUGUUUAUUGUAUAUUGGCAGCUGCUAUUGCCAUGUCAUUGCCAAGGAAAUAAUUGGGGGCAACUCAGUGUUUAAAAUGGAUCCGGCCAGACGGUGCGGUCUCACAUGCUCCCCCUAGAGGCCGCGUUUGGUUCCUGCCGACUGAUCACAAAGUGCUUAAGAGGAUCAGAUAUUUGCCUUGGAUUACGUAAUGCUGAAAUCAAACACUUUCCCAGAUCUCAUAAUGGAUCAUGCUGAUAUAUGCAAGAAAAUGACCUCUUUCUUCCCUUCCAAGAAUUCCAAUUAUAUAACCUGAGGAACUGUGUACAAUUUAUGUGACCUACCAAUGAAAAUUAAAGGUGAGGCUCCUGCUGGAGUACACAAUGACCUCAUGUGCAGCCAUGGAAACGGCCUACUAGAUGGAUGAGCCGUCAGUGGUUGUGACAACACGGUGCUGCUAGAAGACAGGCCUCACCUGUUUAAACAUAAUAUAAUCCCUGGUUAAGGUAGGGGCCUGGUAGAGGGGAACACCUCCUGUAUCCCUGACACAGGCAUCACAGGACUACUGCAGUGCUCUUCAGAUGGGGGGUGGUGGCAGAAGACAAAAAUAAAAACUAGUCUCAUUAUCAGCCAACUGAAAGAGGGUCUUGGGGUGUUUGUGACAUCACAAAGCAGAUUAUUGGAAUAUCUGACUUUAUGGGGAUGAAAGAUCACACCACAUGAGGUUACUUCCUUCAGGACGUGACAUAACCUCUACCAAGUGUGCUUGCCGUGUCUACGGAUCAAAGUGUAACUGUAAGCCCUUCCUGUGAAGGUUAAGUGAAUUUAAAAAAAUAAGUUUGAAAACAGCACCAAAUUUUAUUCACAUAAUGUAUAUAAAUGUACAAGAUUGGCCUCCUGCUACCCAUCACCCAAUACCCAUCACCCAAACCUACCCCCCACCCACCAAUCCCUUACAUCUGUGCUGUACCCUUAUCUGAAACCACAAAGGAGCUCAAUAAUGAACAUGCUCUCCUUUGACUAUGCUGUUACAGUAAAAAAAAUAAAAACAAAGGCAUGCAAAACAUAUAUGUACAUACACACACAGCUGAAGUUGCACAGUAGCAACAAAAUGGAGACUGUCCUUUACAUUGCUACUAAAGAGCAGAACAGUGACCAUCUUGUGUGCUAUCUGCUCAGCCUAUAAAGAUUUCAUUUUUUCUCUUUAACUGCAGCUGAAAAUGGACUUUGCACUCCAAAUUGUAAAAUGUGUUAAAAUGUACAGGAAAAUGUUUUUAAAAAUGUAAACCACUUGAUCAGAGGUGCUUGGCUUCAACUAGAAAAACAACCAUCACUUCAAUUUUUCCUUCACUGAAGACCUUCAGCAUUCCAUGGCGUGGCUUGAGCUGCAUGUUAAAUAAGAAAUGUAUUAUUAUUACAAACACACACCCACACACAACUUACCGAAAAAUGAAUCCUAAUAACAAAACUUCCAAACUG
Anguilla rostrata (American eel) is the source of this 3537-nucleotide messenger RNA. It is a transcript of the gene sfxn2, whose product is annotated as sideroflexin 2. Gene Ontology annotation, biological process: serine import into mitochondrion; monoatomic ion transport. The transcript is spliced from 12 exons. Gene Ontology annotation, cellular component: mitochondrial inner membrane. Bases 609 to 1571 code for a protein of 320 amino acids. Gene Ontology annotation, molecular function: monoatomic ion transmembrane transporter activity. Lineage: Eukaryota; Metazoa; Chordata; Actinopteri; Anguilliformes; Anguillidae. The record is from RefSeq and is a predicted model, not a curated record.